Hyalella azteca is the source of this 2193-nucleotide messenger RNA. It is a transcript of the gene unc-119, whose product is annotated as protein unc-119 homolog B. The record is from RefSeq and is a predicted model, not a curated record. Gene Ontology annotation, molecular function: lipid binding. Gene Ontology annotation, biological process: cilium assembly; lipoprotein transport; nervous system development. Bases 99 to 821 code for a protein of 240 amino acids. The transcript has 6 exons. Lineage: Eukaryota; Metazoa; Arthropoda; Malacostraca; Amphipoda; Hyalellidae. Gene Ontology annotation, cellular component: cilium.
UUCCAAAUGAAAUCCAAACAGUGCCGACAGUGUUGCUCACGCUGGGUUAUGUGAUGGUGUGUAGCCUAAGCGUUCGUACGUUCUAAACUCUCGCAACAAUGAGCGUUUUGACUGCGGAUGCAGAAGGAAAGAAGUCUGGUGUUAGAGGUGCAAGUUCGAGAAGAGAUGUACCUCUGUAUGACAGUGGAGAAUCCAUGAUUGAUCGUCAAGGUGUGACGGAGGAACAGCUCAUCAGCAAAGGGCGCAUCACUCCUGAAGACGUCCUGGCGCUGCAACGCGUCACUGAAGACUACCUCUGCUCGCCUGACGCCAAUAUCUACGACAUCGACUUCACGCGCUUCAAGAUCCGCGACAUGGAGACCUCAACUGUGCUCUUUGAGAUCGCUAAGCCGUCCGUGCCUGAUGGGGACUUGUGUGAGGGGGACGAAGGUGCCCCAGAGGAGGAGGAAGCUGACCCCAACGCUGGACGCUUCGUGCGGUAUCAGUUCACUCCGGAGUUCCUCAAACUGCGGACCGUCGGAGCCACUGUGGAGUUCACGGUGGGCUCUCGUCCGGUGAACAAGUUCCGCAUGAUCGAGCGUCACUAUUUCCGAGACCGACUGCUAAAAAUGUUCGACUUCGAGUUCGGCUACUGCAUCCCGAACUCUCGGAACUCUUGCGAACACAUAUACGAGUUCCCUGCCAUACCUCCGGAUCUCGCUCAAGAUAUGAUCGACCAUCCAUUCGAGACUCGGAGUGACAGUUUCUAUUUUGUGGACGAUGUUCUGAUCAUGCACAAUAAAGCAGACUACGCCUACAACGGAGGUCUGCAGCAGCCAUGAGUCACAGACAUUGGGUGUCUGCAGCUGCCUUGAGUCACCCACAGUGGGGUCUGCAGCGCCUUGAGUCACCAGUGGGGUCUGUAGCAGCCUUGAGUCACCACAGUGGGGUCUGCAUCAGCCUUGAGUCACCAGUGGGGUCUGCAGCGCCUUGAGUCACUUUCUGCAAGUGCUCGUGUAAUAAACUCCGGCACAAUUUCUUCUGUAAUAAUGUUACGUGUGGAUGAUUGUGAAAAAUAUAUAUUGCGAUACCUUGAAGUUGGCCCAUCGUAUUGCCUAUCUUAUUCUGCGACACGCUAACCGAUGAGAAGAGUAUUAUGGAUUUUAUAAAUGAAGAUAUAUUUUUUCGGAUAUAUAUUCACCCGUUAGUCGGUCUUUCCCUCCGUGUAGUUAAAAAAUACGAAUUAUACAGGACUUAGGUCCCAAAAAUACCUCCCACCAACUCUCAAAUUAUUUGUCACAUGAUUAAUUAUUAUUCAAUGGUUUUGUAAGGUUCUAUUUAUAUAAAAAAGGUAACUAUUAUGUUGAAACUCACACGAUGAGAUCUUAUUGCAUUUUAAAGAGAGAUCUUAUUAAGCAUAUUAAAGAGAUGAGGUCUUAUUGCAUAUUUUUGCGGUAAACUAAAAUUGCCUACGUAUUAAAAUUAAAUUAAUUUAGGAGAAAAAUCAUUUUAACCCUGUAUGGAGGGCUUCGAAGAACAAAUCGAACAGUUUGGUGGAGCCUGUAUCGCUAUACGUAUAACAGUGACGUCGACAAUUUUCUCGUAGAGCUGUUCAGCCAGAACCGCGAUAAUUCAAGUGGCUUGUUAUUGUCUCUACUGUUUCACUCGUCUUACUUAGGGUAAACUUCAUUUAUUGUCAACAAUAGUAGUGUGUAAUAUCCUGAUACUUGCUCUGGUAUUAGGACCUGCUAAUACCAGAGCACACGAUUAGGACCUACUUGCACUGCACACGAUUUGCAAUUAAUGCACGCUAGCGGACUGAUAGAAAGUAGCCGAGUCGUUCAAUUUAUAGUAAUUCAAAUAGCGUCAGAUGAUUUAUUUUAGAAUGAUCGCUUGAUUUCGAUAUUUAUGUUGUACAAGUUGGGAAUCGUUUACAGCGAACGUGCCUGGCUGUUAUGUCGCCCUCAUGGACAUUGUGUUUACGCUGCUCAAGAAUUACUGCCGUCGGCUAUGAAUGUCUGUUUCGUUUCUGCACGUGCACGUUACUUGUCAACUUUCGCUGGUUGCGUCGAAAUCUUUGCGGAAACCUUGUAUUGUAUAGAGCGCUUUACUUUUAAUUGUUUGUAGUAAUCGACCCAUGAUUGUUACUUAAGCUACAAUUUAUUUGCUUUGGUUUACUGAUAAUCCUUUCUCAAAAUAAAAGAAAUAAAUUUG